Molecule: messenger RNA, 933 nt
Organism: Chrysochloris asiatica (Cape golden mole)
Lineage: Eukaryota; Metazoa; Chordata; Mammalia; Afrosoricida; Chrysochloridae
Product: olfactory receptor 2A12-like
Exons: 1
Coding region: 1-933 (310 amino acids)
Biological process (GO): G protein-coupled receptor signaling pathway
Cellular component (GO): membrane
Molecular function (GO): G protein-coupled receptor activity; olfactory receptor activity
Source: RefSeq, a predicted model, not a curated record
AUGAGCAGCAACCAGACAUGGAUCACAGAAGUCAGCCUGCUGGGAUUCCAGGUCGAUCCCGUGCUCGAGUAUCUCCUCUUUGGGUUAUUCUUGCUAUUUUACAGCCUCACCAUGAUGGGGAAUGGUGCCAUCCUGGGCCUCAUCUGGCUGGACUCUCGACUCCAUACUCCCAUGUACUUCUUCCUCUCUCACCUGGCUGUCAUUGACAUGUCCUAUGCCUCAAGCACUGUGCCUAAGAUGCUGGCAAACUUUGUGAUGCAGAAGAAAACCAUGGCCUUUGGUCCAUGCAUACUUCAGACGUUUUUGUAUCUGGCUUUUGCUGCCACAGAAUGUAUGAUUUUAGUGGUGAUGUCCUAUGACAGAUAUGUGGCCAUCUGUCAUCCCUUGCGAUACACCAUCAUCAUGAGCUGGAGAGUGUGCACGGGUCUUGCCACAACUUGUUGGGUAUUUAGCUUUCUCUUGUCUCUCGUCCAUAUCACACUCAUCCUGAGACUUCCCUUUUGUGGCCCACGGACAAUCAACCACUUCUUCUGUCAAAUCAUGUCAGUGUUCAAGUUGGCCUGUGCAGACACCAGAGUCAACCAAGUGGUCCUUUUCGCUGGUUCUGUGUGUGUUUUAGUGGGGCCCCUCUGCCUGGUGCUAGUCUCCUACACUCGAAUCCUCUUUGCCAUCCUGAAGAUCCAGUCUGGGGAGGGACGCAAAAAAGCCUUCUCCACCUGCUCCUCCCACCUCUGUGUGGUCGGGCUCUUCUUUGGCAGCGCCAUUGUCCUGUAUAUGACCCCCAAAUCCAGCCAUUCACAAGAACAGAGGAAGGUUUUAUCCCUGUUCUACAGCCUUUUCAACCCCAUGCUCAACCCCCUGAUCUACAGUCUGAGAAAUGCAGAGGUGAAGGGUGCCCUGCGGAGAGUGCUGUGGAAACAAAGGUCAAUGUGA